CCUCAACACUCCACUGCUUCUACACCGCACAUUCUCACUCAACUUCUCCUUUCCCUCAAUCUCUCCAUUUGCACAACCAACCGUGCAAUGGACUUCCUCCGUAGACCGUACGCGCAAAGCCCCGGGACGGGAGUUUGGGGCCCUCCAGAUUCAAAUCAAAAUUUCUGUGAAGAGGAUUAUGUGAUUACGAUGUACAUCGGUGAAUUCAUGAAUACGCUUACAAACCUCACUUACAUUAUUUACGGCAUCCAUGGAAUAAGACGAGUGCAGCCUCGAGAAGACGGGGGCUUGUUCUCGACGUUGGCGUUCCCGUAUUGGGGACUCGUGGGCGUGGGCAUAUUGUCAGGUUACUAUCACGCAACAUUGAAAUAUCACAGCCAGAUGGGCGACGAUCUCUCCAUGCUCCUGGCCGCAGGCUCCAUCCUCCACCAAGUGCUCACCUUUGGCGCCCCUGGACCACAACGCCUACGCACAACACUUCUACUACUCGGGAUCCUAAUCCCGAUAUCCGUCUACCACUGCUGGGCGGACGAAAUCCUGGUCCACGUGCUAACUUUCGGCAUCAUGGUUGCAAUCGUGGGUCGCAAGAUCCGAGGGCUGAUAAGCCAACGUGUAACGAAUCCUGAUGCGAAGAGGAGAUUGGGGGGUUUGGCUACCAUGGGGAUGGGCAGCGGCCUCUUCGGCUACUUCGUCUGGAACAUCGACAUGCAUUUCUGCAGCCAAGUCACAGCUAUAAAACACCGUCUCGGGCUCCCGUGGGGCUUCCUGCUCGAACUCCAUGGCUGGUGGCAUAUUUUGACUGGCAUUGGCGCGUAUGUUGGAAUGGCGUUGGUGGAAUACUUGAUUACGAUGGAGGAAGGGAAGACGGAUAGAGUGGAGGAGGGGUUUGUUUGGCCAGUGAAAAGAGUUCUGAGGGAUUUGGAGGGGAGAGAGAAGGAGAAGAAGGAGAAGAAGGGGAGGUAGUGGAUGAAUAUGGAGAUGGAGAUGAGACAGUAAGGAGUAAAGAGUUGGGACGGAGAAGGAUAGGAAGAUAGAUGUAAUUCGUACAUAUAAUCAUGGCUUUCCUGGGUAGAAGGAUAAUCGCACCACGUAGCGCAAGGCAACAUAAUAGCGACAUCCAUCUCGUAUAUAGACGCUGAGAGAAAUGAACAAACACGAAAGUCA
Molecule: messenger RNA, 1164 nt
Organism: Lindgomyces ingoldianus
Lineage: Eukaryota; Fungi; Ascomycota; Dothideomycetes; Pleosporales; Lindgomycetaceae
Product: alkaline ceramidase-like protein
Exons: 6
Coding region: 88-963 (291 amino acids)
Biological process (GO): ceramide biosynthetic process; ceramide catabolic process
Cellular component (GO): endoplasmic reticulum membrane
Source: RefSeq, a predicted model, not a curated record